AUGACAGACAUGAAGAGACUCCUCAGUAACUCAGCAGGAGAUAUGAGGGAAGCUUGGAUUGGUCUGCAUGAUCCACCAGGUGUCCAGAGAACAUGGUACUGGUCUCUGCCUGGAGAGGAGUUCAAUGAGAAAACUAACACAACCCAGAAAUACCACUUGAUUAGAGAGAAGAAGACGUGGCAGAAAGCUCAGAGUUACUGCAGAGAGAAUCACACAGACCUGGUCAGUGGACUGAAGCAGCUACAGGAUGGAGAGGUGGAGGAAAUGGUGAAGUCAGUGGGAGAAAAUACGGCAAUAUUCAUUGGUCUGUUCAGAGACACCUGGAGGUGGUCAGAUGGAAGCAGUUUCUCUUUCAGACACUGGAACACAGAUAAAGUGAUCCUGAUCAAAGAAAGUAAAACCUGGGAGGAAGCCUUGUACUACUGCAGAGAUCACCACCAUGACCUGGUCACCAUCACCAACCUGGAUGAGCAGAGAUGGGUCCAGGAGAAAGCCAAGAACGCCUCCACUGAUUAUGUCUGGAUGGGACUGCGCUACACCUGUACUCUGGAUUUCUGGUUCUGGGUCAGUGGCAAAGUGGUCAGUUAUAAGAACUGGGCUCCAGAAAGACUGAUGGAUGAUUGUGACAUGUCUGGAGCCAUGAAGACAGGAGGAAAACAUCAGUGGUUUAAAAGAAAUGACAGCGAAGAGUUGAAUUUCAUCUGUUUUAAGCGUUAA
Molecule: messenger RNA, 717 nt
Organism: Fundulus heteroclitus (mummichog)
Lineage: Eukaryota; Metazoa; Chordata; Actinopteri; Cyprinodontiformes; Fundulidae
Product: C-type mannose receptor 2-like
Exons: 3
Coding region: 1-717 (238 amino acids)
Source: RefSeq, a predicted model, not a curated record